This is a messenger RNA of Closterium sp. NIES-65, 1764 nucleotides long. Lineage: Eukaryota; Viridiplantae; Streptophyta; Zygnematophyceae; Desmidiales; Closteriaceae. The record is from the annotation of a GenBank genome assembly.
AUGCACAGCAAUGGGCGAGCCCAAGACGAGCCCGAGGACGACAUGUUUGCUGAAGUCAACGCAGCGGCAGCGACUCAUCAGCUCGCCGCCACUCAGUCAGUCCCUGGCCUGCCCUCCGCCUCUGCCUCUCUUUCAGCUGCAGCCGCCACUAUCUCUCCCUCCUCCGCCUAUGUCAACGCAGCGGCGACUCAUCAGCUCGCCGCCUCUCACUCAAUCCCUGGCCUGCCCUCCGCCUCUGCCUCCAUUUCAGCUGCAGCCGCCACUAUCACUCCCUCCUCUGCCUAUGUCAAUGCAGCGGCGACUCAUCAGCUCGCCGCCUCUCAGUCAGUCCCUGGCCUGCCCUCCGCCUCUGCCUCCCUUUCAGCUGCAGCCGCCACUAUCUCUCCCUCCUCCGCCUAUGUCAAUGCAGCGACUCAUCAGCUCGCUGCCUCUCUGUCAGUCCCUAGCUUGCCCUCCGCCUCUGCCUCCCCUUCAGCUGCACCCGCCACUAUCUCUCCCUCCUCCGCCUAUGUCAACGCAGCGGCGACUCAUCAGCUCGCCGCCUCUCAAUCAUUCCCUGGCCUACCCUCCACCUCUGCCUCCCUUUCAGCUGCAGCCGCCACUAUCACUCCCUCCUCCGCCUAUGUCAACGCAGCGGCGACUCAUCAGCUCGCCGCCUCUCACUCAAUCCCUGGCCUGCCCUCCGCCUCUGCCUCCCUUUCAGCUGCAGCCGCCACUAUCUCUCCCUCCUCCGCCUAUGUCAUCGCGGCGACUCAUCAGCUCGCCGCCUCUCACACAAUCCCUGGCCUGCCCACCGCCUCUGCCUCCCCUUCAGCUGCAGCCGCCACUAUCUCUCCCUCCUCCGCCUAUGUCAACGCAGCGGCGGCGACUCAUCAGCUUGCUACCCGGAUCUCUCCCUCCGCUGCCUAUGUGCACGUCUCGGUUCCUGGCCAGUCCAGGCCCGCCGUUGUACCUGGAUCGACCUCCCUGCCACCUACUCCUAGUUCACUCUCACCCUCGCCCUCCUAUAUCAAUCCUGGGUUGCACCCAACCAACUCAGGUCAGCCUGGCUCCGGCCUCAUCCCACCAGCCUCUGCACCCCCUGCUGCCGCAGAGGCGACCCCUACUACACAAUUGCAGCCGUCUGGACUCCCAUGGGCACUCCGUGUGCGCAAACAGAAGUCCGCUCUCCCAGACCCUGUACCAUCACAUGUGGAGGCCGGGUCGGAUGAAGACUCCGACGAUGAUGACUCCUUGGAGAAUCAAGUUGAGCAUGGUGGUGAACAGCGGCCUGCUGCAACCAGGGUUUCGCGAGCCGCUUUUGAGGCCGCGCAAGUGCAAAUCCGACAACAGGCGCGACACAUAGCUGAGUUGGAGAAUCAGCAACCUCAGCAAAAAGGCCCUCAUGCUGGCAGUCACGCCAUGGUUCAGCGCCAGGCCAAUAUGCCCAGCCCUUCCCAACAGUUGCCGGUUGCACCCCAGCUUGCUCCUUCAACCACUCGACCUUGCACCCAGCCGAAUGCAACACCGACCCUGAUUUUCUCACCGGUGGUGUGGCCACGAACGCAGGCCGCUUUUAGCCGUGCUGUGGCAAAGGCCCACAUCAGACGGCAGGCCAUGGACUGCUCUGCAAUGUCGCCACGGCAAUGCGGGUGGUACAACAACGUCAUCACGGCGUUAGAUGCUUUCCCGGAUGUGAACGGGGACCUUAAGGACCACGUGGAUGAGGCUCUUGAUAUCAUGUUUUUUGACACCACAGUCACUGAUUUUCCCAAUGUGGCCUAG